This is a messenger RNA of Drechmeria coniospora, 1731 nucleotides long. RefSeq lists its product as uncharacterized. NCBI's taxonomy places the organism in Eukaryota, Fungi, Ascomycota, Sordariomycetes, Hypocreales, Ophiocordycipitaceae. The coding region runs from base 1 to 1731 and encodes 576 amino acids. The transcript has 3 exons. Gene Ontology annotation, molecular function: methyltransferase activity. The record is from RefSeq and is a predicted model, not a curated record.
AUGCGCUCGAACCCAAGCGGGCUGGUAGCUGGACGAAGCGUCCUCGGUACUCCGUACAUGCCUGCGCGCCACCAGCACCUGCCUGUGCUCGACCCGGCAUUAGCCUCACACGCCGUCGCUGUACCUACCCGUGGCCGACGCCUGAUGGCCCGUCUGGGACAGAGCAACCGGGAACGUUCAUAUCAACCACCGUCGCCCGCCCUUCCUGGCCUGAUUCGAUCGCUGCCCGCUCGCUCCCUUGCUCACCCGACCGUCUCGAGCUGCAGCCGGCUCGCUCCUUCGCCCUCCUCGCCUGUCGGCCACCUCGCCUCGACCUCGACCUUCUCACCUCGUCCGCCUCCCCGCCUGCCUCUCCCCGCCUCGAGCGUCCCCUCUGACAGCGUCCUCCCUGCCGUUUCCCCAGAGCCAACGCUCUUCCUCCCUCGUGAGCCUCCAGCUUCGGGGCUCCCGGCGCCUGGCAUUCGCGACGACGCCUGGCCGCUCACCAGCAUGGCACCGCCUCAGACCGUGCCGUCUCCGCCGCGCCGGCGCAGCGCGGAUCGAUCGGCCGGCACCCUCACCGCCGCCGCCGCCGCUGCCGAGUCCCGCCGCAUGGCCGUCCUGCACGAGCUGUUCAUGCUUUGCCUCGACGGCCGCCUCAUGGCCGCCCGCCUUCCCAUCGACCGGCCGCAGCCGAAGCGCAAGUACACCGCGACGCAGCUGACGCCAUCCUCGUCCUCACCAUCGUCCUCGUCCAUCUCGUCCUUCUCGGCCGCCCGUUCGGCCGCCGUCCCCGACCCCGGCUACGCGUCGGUGUCGACCUCGGCCUCGGCGUCGAUAGAGGAGCCGACGACGACCAACGGCUUCCGCAUCCUCGACAUCGGUGCCGGCAACGGUCUGUGGGCCGUCCAGGUCGCCCGCCGCUACCCCUCGGCCAGCGUCCUCGGCAUCGACGUCUCGCCCGCCCUGUUCCCGAGCUCGGUGCCCUCCAACUGCAGCUUUGACGUCCUCGACGCCUCGAACCCGGACAGCUGGUCUCCCGACCGCACCUUUGACUUCAUCCACAUGCGCAACCUCAUCGGAGGCGGCAUCCACUCCUUCCAAUCGCUCCUCGCCCUCGCCUUUGCCCACCUGCGGCCCGGCGGCCAGGUCGAGUUCACCGAAGUCCGCCCGCGCUUCUUCUCCGUCGCCGAGGUGCAACCCCAGCCUCGGCAGCCGAGGGAAGGCGACGGGGAAGGCGGCGACGAGGCCGACAAGGAGGCCGACGAGGAGGCCGACGCCGGUGGCGACGCCAAGGGGGCAGGCGAGGGCAAGAUGGGCGCCGCCUACGAAGAGUACAUUCGCGCGUGGACCGACGUCGCCACCGAGCUCCAUCUCGAGUUUGACCCAACACCCAACGUCUGCGGCUGGCUCGCCGAGCUCGGCGCCCAGGUCGUCAGCGAGCGCUCCGACUGGCUGCCGGUGCGGCCGUGGGGAGGCGACGCCAUCCAGCGACGCAAGGGCGAGCUCGUCCAGGAGAUGCUGACCACCGGGCUCGAGCACUGGUCCAUCAUGAUGUUUGGCAAGGCCGGCUGGGCCGAGGCCGACACGCGUGCCUUGCUCGAGCGUGUCCGUUGCGACGUCAAGAACCCGGGGGUGCGGAGCUACGUCAAGAUAUCCUACAUCACGGCCAAGAAGCCACUGCACGACGACGACGACGACGACGACGACGGUGGCGGCGAAGCCAAGGCCGGCUGUGGCAAGGACGAGUAG